CUUUAAGUCGGGCACGGAGGGUUUUGCGCAGUGGCGGAGCCCGUGGGUGUGGUGACGGGCGCAGGGAAGCAUUCGGGCCCCGCCGCCCCCGCCCCGUCCCGGUCUCCCGCUGGUCCUCCGUCCGUCCUGCAGCUCACCCCCGCCUGCGGUGCGCCCUGAGGAACCGGGACCAUGACGGACUCUAAGUACUUCACCACCAAUAAAAAAGGCGAGAUCUUCGAGCUGAAGGCCGAGCUCAACAAUGAGAAGAAAGAGAAGAGAAAAGAAGCGGUGAAGAAAGUGAUCGCGGCCAUGACUGUGGGGAAGGACGUCAGCUCCCUCUUCCCGGACGUGGUCAACUGCAUGCAGACGGACAACCUGGAGCUGAAGAAGCUGGUCUACCUCUAUCUGAUGAACUACGCCAAGAGCCAGCCGGACAUGGCCAUCAUGGCCGUCAACAGCUUCGUCAAGGACUGCGAGGACCCCAACCCGCUGAUCCGGGCCCUGGCGGUGCGCACCAUGGGGUGCAUCCGGGUGGACAAGAUCACGGAAUACCUGUGCGAGCCGCUGCGCAAGUGCCUGAAGGACGAGGACCCGUACGUGCGGAAGACGGCCGCCGUGUGCGUGGCCAAGCUGCACGACAUCAACGCCCAGAUGGUGGAGGACCAGGGCUUCCUGGACUCCCUGCGGGACCUCAUCGCCGACUCCAACCCCAUGGUGGUGGCCAACGCGGUGGCCGCCCUGUCGGAGAUCAGCGAGUCGCACCCCAACAGCAACCUGCUGGACCUGAACCCCCAGAACAUCAACAAGCUGCUGACGGCCCUGAACGAAUGCACCGAAUGGGGCCAGAUCUUCAUCCUGGACUGCCUGUCCAACUACAACCCGAAGGACGACCGCGAAGCCCAGAGCAUCUGCGAGCGGGUGACCCCCCGGCUGUCCCACGCCAACUCGGCGGUGGUCCUGUCGGCGGUGAAGGUGCUGAUGAAGUUCCUGGAGCUGCUGCCCAAGGACUCGGACUAUUACAACAUGCUGCUGAAGAAGCUGGCCCCGCCGCUGGUCACCCUGCUGUCCGGCGAGCCCGAGGUCCAGUACGUCGCCCUGCGCAACAUCAACCUGAUCGUGCAGAAGAGACCCGAGAUCCUGAAGCAAGAGAUCAAGGUGUUCUUCGUCAAAUACAACGACCCCAUCUACGUCAAGCUGGAGAAACUGGACAUCAUGAUCCGCCUGGCGUCCCAAGCCAACAUCGCCCAGGUCCUGGCGGAGCUGAAGGAGUACGCCACCGAGGUGGACGUGGACUUCGUCCGCAAAGCGGUGCGGGCCAUCGGCCGGUGCGCCAUCAAGGUGGAGCAAUCCGCCGAGCGCUGCGUGAGCACCCUGCUGGACCUCAUCCAGACCAAGGUCAACUACGUGGUCCAGGAGGCCAUCGUCGUCAUCCGGGACAUCUUCCGCAAGUACCCCAACAAGUACGAGAGCAUCAUCGCCACGCUGUGCGAGAACCUCGACUCCCUGGACGAGCCGGACGCCCGGGCGGCCAUGAUCUGGAUCGUGGGCGAGUACGCCGAGAGGAUCGACAACGCCGACGAGCUGCUGGAGAGCUUCCUCGAGGGAUUCCACGACGAGAGCACCCAGGUCCAGCUCACUCUGCUGACCGCCAUCGUCAAGCUGUUCCUCAAGAAACCGUCGGAAACCCAGGAGCUGGUCCAGCAGGUGUUGAGCCUGGCCACCCAGGAUUCCGACAAUCCCGACCUGCGGGACCGGGGAUACAUCUACUGGCGUCUCCUCUCGACGGACCCCGUGACGGCCAAGGAGGUGGUCCUGUCGGAGAAGCCCCUGAUCUCGGAGGAGACGGACCUCAUCGAGCCGACCCUGCUCGACGAGCUCAUCUGUCACAUCGGUUCCCUGGCCUCCGUCUACCACAAGCCCCCGAACGCUUUCGUGGAGGGCGGCCACGGCAUCCACCGCAAGCACCUGCCCAUUCACCACGGAAGCACGGACGCCGGAGACAGCCCCGUGGGCGCCGCCGCGGCCGCGGCCACCGCCGCCAACCUGGAGCAGCCUCAGGUCAUCCCCUCGCAGGGCGACCUCCUGGGAGACCUCCUGAACCUGGACUUGGGCCCGCCCGUCAACGUGCCCCAGGUCUCCUCCAUGCAGAUGGGGGCCGUCGACCUCCUCGGGGGAGGCCUCGACAGCUUGCUUGGCAGUGACCUUGGCGGGGGCAUCGGAGGAAGUCCGGCGGUAGGACAGUCCUUCAUUCCGUCCUCCGUCCCGGCGACCUUCGCCCCCUCGCCUACCCCGGCCGUGGUCAGCAGCGGACUCAACGACCUGUUCGAACUCUCCACUGGGAUCGGCAUGGCCCCCGGAGGAUUCGUGGCUCCCAAAGCUGUCUGGCUGCCCGCGGUGAAGGCCAAGGGCCUGGAGAUCUCGGGGACGUUCACCCACCGGCAGGGCCACGUCUACAUGGACAUGAACUUCACCAACAAGGCACUGCAGCACAUGACCGACUUUGCCAUCCAGUUUAACAAGAAUAGCUUUGGCGUCAUCCCCAGCGCCCCCCUGGCCAUUCACACCCCGCUGAUGCCCAACCAGAGCAUCGACAUCUCCCUUCCCCUCAACACCCUGGGCCCGGUCAUGAAGAUGGAGCCGCUGAACAACCUGCAGGUGGCCGUGAAAAAUAACAUCGACGUCUUCUACUUCAGCUGCCUCAUCCCCCUCAACGUGCUCUUUGUCGAGGACGGCAAGAUGGAGCGCCAGGUCUUCCUCGCGACCUGGAAGGACAUUCCCAAUGAAAACGAGCUGCAGUUCCAGAUUAAGGAGUGCCACCUGAACGCCGACGCCGUGUCCAGCAAGCUGCAGAACAACAACGUGUAUACCAUCGCCAAGAGGAACGUGGAAGGGCAGGACAUGCUGUACCAGUCCCUGAAACUCACCAACGGCAUCUGGAUCCUGGCCGAGCUGCGGAUCCAGCCGGGGAACCCCAACUACACGCUGUCUCUGAAAUGCCGGGCUCCCGAAGUGUCUCAGUACGUCUACCAGGUCUACGACGGCAUCUUGAAAAACUGAGGGGCCCGGCCCCGGGGCCCGGGGGUCCGGCCGACCCGCCCAGGUAGCCAUUAGUCUAACGUGCUAACGUCCGCCAGUACAAACCCGUUUGAUA
Ornithorhynchus anatinus (platypus) is the source of this 3133-nucleotide messenger RNA. It is a transcript of the gene AP2B1, whose product is annotated as adaptor related protein complex 2 subunit beta 1. NCBI's taxonomy places the organism in Eukaryota, Metazoa, Chordata, Mammalia, Monotremata, Ornithorhynchidae. The record is from RefSeq and is a predicted model, not a curated record. Gene Ontology annotation, cellular component: membrane coat; clathrin adaptor complex. Gene Ontology annotation, biological process: vesicle-mediated transport; intracellular protein transport. Gene Ontology annotation, molecular function: clathrin binding.